CAAGAUGAAUAUUUCAUGAAUCUUGUUUUCCUUGUGAAGAUACUAAGAAAUCAGCCUGAAAGCAAGUAUUUCAGCAGUGAUUCACUCAAGGCACAGCCUCAGCUCCUUCACAUUUCACUGUGCUUUCCAAGCCAGCACAAUAGACCACACAACCAUCAGCCACCAGCACACCAGGGUGAUGUGUGGAGUGAGCCACUGGCAUCUGGACAAACCCACACAAAGGCUGCUGGAGGUAGUAAUGUUCUAAGAAUGUCAUCAGGCAUCCAAAUAAAACCAAAGACUGCAGUACAGAAAAAUAAGGCAUCCUCUCCUUCGCCACGUUCUCUGGAACCUGCAAGUAAACCACAGCCAAAGCCUAGUGACAAGCUGAAUCCCAAAACUAUUGAUCCGUUUGGUACUCCUUCUAGAACACCUUCUGCAUUUGCCGCUAUAUAUGCUAAAGGUGGCAUUCCAUGCAGGUUAGUGCAUGGCUCAGUAAAACACAGACUGAAAUGGGAGUGCCUUCCUGAAACUGUUCCUUUUGAUCCUCUUCUUGUAACACUGGCAGAGGGUCUGAGAGAAACAAAGCAUCCCUAUACGUUUGUUUCAAAGGAGGGUUUUAAAGAAUUACUUAUGGUUGAAGGUGCUACUGAAAAAGCAAUUCCCUUGUUGCCUCGUCUAUUUCCAGUGUUAAAGGCUGCAUUGGCCCAUUCAGAUGAUGAAGUAUUUGAAAGGGGGUUGGAUGCUUUAAUUCAACUGAGUGCUGUUGUUGGCCCAUCUCUUAAUGAUCAUCUUAAGCAUCUGCUCACAAAUCUUUCAAGGAGAUUAAUGGACAAGAAAUUUAGAGAAAAAAUUACUGUUGCUUUACAGAAGUUGGAGCAAUAUGGUGGAAAGGCAACUGUGGCUAUCAUCAAAUCUAAAAUUCCAACCUAUUGUUCUAUAUCCUCUUGAACAAAAAAUCUGUAGUGAGUUGUACUGUGAGGUCAAAUUUGAAGAUAAAUGGCCUGUGAGCAUCACUGACACUUCUUUAUGGUAUGCUAUAUUCUCUUAAACUAAUCACAGUUCUUCAGUGUAAUGGAAAGUGGGAAACAUCCCAUCAGUUUGUGAAUAUAUGAUUAUGACAGACUGUUUAAAAUAAUUCUCUAUUGGCUGCUAUUUAUAUAUGCAUUGUGCUUACAAGGACACUGACAAAUUAGCUAUUAUUUCCAAGGCUGAGUAAAUAUAGAUUCAUAUUUUGUUGUAAAUUACAUUUUCCUUUAAUAGAUCUGCUUAGUAUGUUUUGUAUGAUGAAAAAUAAUUUGUCUGUACUUAAAUGGGAACUCAUGGAGUGCUAAAUUACAAUGUGCUUUUGAAACAUUUAAUUUACUCUGUGUCACAGGCACAGAUGGAUGCAGUUUGGGUUCAUCAUGACUUAGUGGAUUAGACAUAAAACUAAAAGAACUCACCUAGACUUCCUGAGAGUUAGCUUUUGAAGGUAUGAAGCUGUAUGUACCAUACAGGUAGCAAGCUGUAUUUGCUCAGCGUGUACUGGGCACUUCGUUUUCAGAAACUGGAACAGCAUUUGUCCAUGAGCAUACUUGAGCUUGACUGCAAAAUACUGACCAGCAGAUCUUGAAAUAAAUAAUGUUCAGGU
Molecule: messenger RNA, 1612 nt
Organism: Oxyura jamaicensis (ruddy duck)
Lineage: Eukaryota; Metazoa; Chordata; Aves; Anseriformes; Anatidae
Gene: PACRGL
Product: parkin coregulated like
Exons: 9
Coding region: 16-930 (304 amino acids)
Source: RefSeq, a predicted model, not a curated record